Molecule: messenger RNA, 236 nt
Organism: Funneliformis geosporum
Lineage: Eukaryota; Fungi; Glomeromycota; Glomeromycetes; Glomerales; Glomeraceae
Source: the annotation of a GenBank genome assembly
AUCAGCUAUUUCCAUAUCAACAAUCUGAACAUUUAGUUAUAGCUACAAAUUUUCAUUAUUAUGAUGACCAAAAUUGGUCAUCUAAACUCGAUUUUUUAAUUCUAUUAACGAUACAAUAUUUAACUACAAGUGUAACUCAUAGUAUAGUUACAAGAAUAAAACACUUGAGACAAAACUCAUGCACUUCUAAACAAAAUCAGGGUAUAAACUCCAUCCAAAGAGCUGUCGUUCCUUAA